CUCUGCCCCGCCACCGCCGCAGCUGCAGCCGCCGCUCGGGCUGCGGCUCAUCCCGGGUCGCGUUUGCCGUCCCUGCUGCGGCGCGAAGGGUACCCUGAGUGUGGCUGCGUGACCGGCCGCGGCGCGAGGAGCCCUUCUUCUGCCUCCCUGCGGCCCGCGCGGUGGACGGUGUCGGGACCGAGUGUGGCCGCCGCGCCCCUCGCUCCGCUCUCGGGCGGCCGCUCCGGCCCUUCCGGGCGGCGCCGCUGCCUCAGCCCGCUCCACAGGCAGAUGUGGGAAGACAAAUGAAGGGGUUUAGAUGCCAAAUAAAUGUCAGUGGAAAGGAGAGCUACCGACACUAAGGGCUGAACACAAGUAAACUCCUUUUUAAGAGUUAAAGAAUUAUUUAAAAAAAAAAAAAAAACAAGAUGGGGACGCCUGGUUCUGGAAGGAAAAGAACACCCGUGAAAGAUCGCUUUUCUGCAGAAGAUGAGGCUUUGAGUAACAUCGCUAGAGAGGCAGAAGCAAGGCUAGCAGCAAAGCGGGCCGCCCGGGCCGAAGCGAGAGACAUCCGCAUGAGGGAGCUGGAACGACAGCAAAGAGAGGGAUUAGAGGAUACAUUGUCUCUUCGAAGCCUUGGCAGUCACAGGAGUUCAUCGAAGGAUAUUACUGGGACACACUGGAGCAGAACCAGUACACCCAAAAGGAGAGACAUGAUGUACGAUACCCUCAAGGACAGAUCAUCAAGGGUUCCGUCAUUAAAUUAUUCUUACAGUCACACCUAUGGGAUGAAGAAGCGAUCUUCUAGUUCUCAUAAAGACCCCCUGAGUGGCCUCUAUUUUGACCAGAGAAACUAUAGCAGUCUUAGACAUAGCAAGCCUGCCUCUACCUACUACUAUCGGUCUUCUUCCCUGUGCAGUGACCCGCUGGGGACAUCGAGUAAGAACAGGGCCUCCUCUGCUGCAAAUUCUGGUCUGCUGAGAAGUGCCAGCCUGGCAUCAUUGUCUGGUGGUGGAUUAUAUAACCCUUAUGGUUCUCGAACUCCAUCUGAAUACAGUUACUACUCAUCGAGAGCGAGUUCCUCCCGGAGCAGCCCUGUGUCUAUCGACGACGACACCGCAAGCAUUGUGUCUUCUGAUCGUGCCAGUUGUGGGCGAAGGGACAGUGUGGUCUCUGCCGCUGAUUGUUUUAGUCGCUCCAGUCGUAGGGGGAGUGUUGUCUCUGAGGUGGAUGACGCCGGCAUCUCAGACUUGACCAGCUUGGAUGAAAAAUCAGACAAACAGUAUGCUGAAAAUUACACAAGACCUUCAUCUCGAAAUUCUGCCUCAGCCACAACACCUCUAAGCGGAAACUCAUCCAGACGGGGCAGUGGGGACACCAGCAGCUUGAUAGACCCAGACACCUCGUUAAGUGAACUGCGGGACAUCUAUGACCUGAAGGACCAGAUACAUGAUGUAGAAGGGAGAUACAUGCAGGGACUUAAGGAACUGAAGGAGUCUUUGUCUGAAGUAGAAGAGAAAUACAAGAAAGCCAUGGUGUCCAAUGCACAGCUCGACAACGAGAAGAACAACCUGAUCUACCAGGUGGAUACCCUCAAGGACGUUAUUGAAGAGCAGGAGGAGCAGAUGGCAGAGUUUUACAGAGAAAAUGAAGAGAAAUCAAAGGAGUUAGAAAGGCAGAAACAUAUGUGCAGUGUGUUGCAGCAUAAAAUGGAUGAACUCAAAGAAGGCCUUCGGCAGAGAGACGAGCUCAUUGAGGAGAAUCAGCGCCUUCAGCAGAAAGUAGACACCGUGACAAAAGAGGUGUUUGACCUCCAAGAGACCCUGCUUUGGAAAGAUAAAAUAAUUGGGGCCCUAGAGAAACAGAAAGAGUACAUUACCUGCCUCAGGAGAGAGCGAGAUGUGCUCAGAGAGGAGCUGCCUGACCUGCAGGAGACAGUGCCCACAGCAGAGAAACAUGGCUUAGUUAUAAUCCCAGACAGCACUCCCAAUGGUGAUGUCAAUCAUGAACCUGUGGUUGGAGCCAUUACUGCGGUGUCUCAGGAAGCAGCUCAGGUCUUGGAGUCAGCAGGAGAAGGGCCACUAGAUGUGAGGCUACGGAAACUUGCUGGCGAAAAGGAGGAGCUCCUGUCACAGGUUAGAAGAUUGAAGCUGCAGAUAGAGGAAGAACGGCAGAAGUCUUCAAGGAAUGACGGCACAUCUGGGGACCUGGCGGGACUGCAGAAUGGCUCAGAUUUGCAGUUCAUCGAGAUGCAGAGAGAUGCCAAUAGACAAAUUAGUGAAUACAAAUUCAAGCUUUCCAAAGCAGAACAGGACAUAACCACCUUGGAACAAAGUGUCAGCCGGCUUGAGGGCCAGGUGCUGCGCUACAGAACUGCCGCUGAGAAUGCAGAGAAAAUCGAAGAUGAGCUGAAAGCAGAAAAGAGGAAGCUGCAGCGAGAGCUACGGACAGCACUGGACAAGAUCGAGGAGAUGGAGAUGACCAAUAGCCACCUGGCAAAGCGGCUGGAGAAGAUGAAGGCCAACAGGACGGCCCUUCUAGCCCAGCAGUAGGGGACGGACCUUCUGCCUGGGUGCUGCUCCGAGGGCCCUGCCCAGAGAUACUGACUCUUUGUAUAUUGACACAAAGCUUUUCGAGUACUGUUUGAGUCUUGUCAUUAAACAGCCACCUUUGUACUUUAUAAUUUAUGAGAAUGAAGCAGGUCUAAUUGUCAUGAAUUUGGAUUUUGUUUGUAGUUCACUUCUAGCGUGAGAACUAGUCUGUGCUGUUUUAUUUUUAAUUUUCAACAUCCUAGAAUCAUGUUUUCUCACCAUCUUCCUCCAGCUGCCUCAUUGACUGGGCACGUGGGAGGCUGUGGUGUGGGUCUGGAGGAUGGCCGUUCUGAGUGCUGAGACACUUGCUGGAGACCUCAAAACACAAGUGCCUUCUCCACGGUGUGAUCCAAGCUUCAGAGACCGAGUGGCCAAGAUUCCUACUCUUCUCCCAGAGCAUUUAUAUUUCAGUGAGGAAGUAUUCAGGGGUGGGGAGUCUGUGUUUCGAUCAAAUUUAUGUUUGGAGAAAAAAGGCCUUUUUUUGUAAGAUAUUUAAAUUUAUAUAAAAAUGUUAGAAAAUGGGGAGUGUACAUUAAAUUUGAUUGCAUGAGGCAGAGGAAGUCUAGGCUUUUACUCUUAAAAUUAAGAGUAGGGUCUUUAGUCUCCGUAUCCACUGUGCUGUUCCUUGUAGUUUCAUCUGCUGCUGAUUUAUGAAAUGAAACCUCAGACAAGCUUGAGGGGUGAGGGAGGGACAGUACAGGCAGGUAGGGAAUCUGCCUGAAGAACUAUUAAACACACCCUCUGCCAACCAGAAUUGGCGGACACAGUCAUUGUUGCCGAAGCUUUUUAGGACAAAUCAUGGCAACCAUGUACAGUCCUGUCUUGCCUUCUUCUUUUCUCAAGACAAGAUAAUCCAGAACACAGAACCUUUUAAGUUUUUUGAGAGACAGCGUCUGUGUAGCCCAGGUUGGCCUCCACCUCAUAGACGUCAUCCUUGUGCCUUUUGGGUGCUGGGAUUCCAUUCAUUGCCUGGCUCUAGAAGAAACAUGCCUAAGAACUUGCAUUUCAUCUUUAUAGACCAGUUCAAGAUAUCUCCCUCCCCUACCAUAGCCACUUCACAGGGUUUGUGAUUCUCUUUUGUCAGAAUCAAGGUGGUUUCAUGAGAAUGAUUACUGUAGCUCAAAGUGUUUACAAAGAAACUAUAUUGAGGAAAAGUCUAAUGAAUCAAAGCCUCUUAAUAAAUCUAGACUUGGAACUAGAUAAUAAAGGUAACUAAAAAGUGA
Molecule: messenger RNA, 3793 nt
Organism: Alexandromys fortis (reed vole)
Lineage: Eukaryota; Metazoa; Chordata; Mammalia; Rodentia; Cricetidae
Gene: Lrrfip2
Product: LRR binding FLII interacting protein 2
Exons: 28
Coding region: 408-2531 (707 amino acids)
Biological process (GO): regulation of DNA-templated transcription
Source: RefSeq, a predicted model, not a curated record